UAAUGGACCUUAUAAACAUUAAAGUGAUGUAAACCAAUGAGGACAUCCAUGUGAAAGUAAUGGGCUAUGCUAAACUGGCUAAUUACCCCGGCAGGCAUGUUGGGGCAGGGAAGGUAGCGGUCAAACGCAGCGCUAACUGUUGAGUCUUUAAUCUAAUUUAAUGUGACGGACACAGAAGACACCAGGCAGAAGGAGAGCCCGGCUGAAUCUGCGGAUCAGUUCCCUCCUCGGACAAGGAAAAAGUAUCGUGAGGCUUCAGUGGGAAAGCGGGACACAUUUUGCUGCUGCACAGGAAAAAAAAAAAAACAAUGGCUGUGCCAAGAAUGAAGAGGGCCGUGCUGUUUCUGAUCACUGCCUACGUCUCUGUGCCAGUCAUUCUCUACCUGUUUCCUUGGAUAUUGGGCCAUGCCAUAUAUGCCCACUUGUUGAGGAUUCCCUUCUUUGUGGACCUUGGCAGACCCGAGCAGUUGCUGAACCACACAUGCAACUUCUACUUGACCACUGAGGAGGGCGUCUCAGUGGGAGUGUGGCAUACGCUUCCUGCCAGCCAAUGGGAGCAGGCCGCAGGGAGAGGCCCCGAGUGGUACCAGGAGACUCUGGGAGACGGCCGUCCUGUUAUUAUCUAUCUCCAUGGCAACCUGGGGACCAGGGCGAUACAUCACAGAGUAGAACUGGUGAAGAUCUUAAGUGCUGCAGGAUAUCAUGUCUUGUCUUUAGACUACAGAGGUUUUGGAGACUCCAGCGGGGAGCCGAGUGAAGCUGGGUUGACCGCUGACGCCCUCUAUCUGCACCAGUGGGUAAAGACACACAGCCGGGGGAGUCGUGUGUGUCUGUGGGGACACUCCCUCGGCAGCGGGGUGGCAACUAACACGGCACUGAAAGUACAGGAGCAAGGGUCCGCUGUUGAUGCUGUAAUCCUUGAAGCUCCAUACACAAGCAUUGGAGAGGUCGUCACCAACCAUCCGCUCACCAAGAUUUUUAAGUUCCUUCCAGGAUUUGAAAGUCUGCUUUGGAACAUCAUGGAAAUGAACAAUAUAGUUUUUGCAAAUGAUAAAAAUUUAAAGACUUUGAUGAGUCCACUUCUUGUCCUGCAUGCGGAGGAUGACGACAUCGUGCCCUAUCACAUGGGACUCAAGCUGUACGAGAUAUCACUCCAGGCUCAGAGAGAACGCAACACAGAAGUUCAGGUUCAAAUGAUUUCCUACAGUGCAAACCUCGGAUAUUCCCACAACAACAUCUACUUGGAUCCCAAUCUGCCCAAGGUUGUUGGGAGAUUUCUACAAACCUGAUGCAGUAGAGCAGCCGUCGCCCCGUGAGAGAAGCGGCGUUUCUCCGGCAGUUUUUUUUUUUUUUUUGUAGCAGGCUUCAUCUCUCAUCUUCGUGCGUAUAGGCCCGAACAUAUUAUAAGACAACUUUAAACAAUUUCUGACAAACAGAUUUAUUUAUGCCACACGGAGCAUGAACUCCUUCCGCAGACUGAAACCAGGACAGCUCAUAUUCAGUUGUGCUUUAUGAUUUUAUUUCACUGGGAAGAAGUACAACACAAAUAAAGUAAGUUUGGUACAAAUUCACCACAUUUUACUAAUACUAGAAACAAGAUGUGACCACGACCUGGGUCAAGCAAUAUUUUCAAAUAAGUCGUAGUAUUUGCUUUAAUCCACAUGAGGUAUGGAUGGGUUUGUCACAUGUGACCGUACAAUGCCGAGGUUACAUUUUUAUACAAUCACAAGAAAGAAAAUGAAAAUCACUGUAGCAUCACUGUUCUGUGAUGCUAUCUGAAUUCCUGUAUUACAAAAACCCUCCAUCUUGUACUUCAACAAGGUUAAAACAAACACUUAGAGUUAUUUUUUAAAUACUAUCGGAUAUCAGUCAAAUGCUGCUCAAGAUAUUCAAAUAUAGCCCACAGGGUCUCUUGGUUUUACUGCAUGUGUUGGUGCUGAAAGACUGUAACAGACAAGUUUUUUUUUUUUUUUUUUUUUUUACCUAAGUGCUUUGGAAAUCAAAAGUGUUUGCGAUCUGAACCAUGGCCUCUUAAAAUGAAAUCACCCAAGUUCUUGAAAAAGUCGAGCGAUGUAUUAUUUGAAAGUUAAAAGCACAGGCACGGUUAAUGAAACUGUAAACCUACGCAGUGCCAAAAAACAAAGAAACCCUCACAUUUUCUUCAAAGCUCUGGCGGUUUCUUCGAUGGCCUCUCGGGGCUCGUUUGGCGCCGGGAUCUUCAGGUCAGUCGGCUCGACGCCCCACACCUCGGUCGCGUACUCCGUGAUGGUCCGGUCGCUGGAGAACUUCCCCGUGGCGGCGAUGUUCUUGAUCACCAUCUUCGUCCACUCCUUUGGAUUCUUUUUGACAAUAAAACGAGAGUGGAUGUUUUUAUGUACAGCCUCAUCAUUCAGGCAAAUUCUUUGAAACAAGUUUGAGGCUAUAAAAGAUUGUCUUUUAAACUUUAUUCAUUCAUAAUUCUUAGUGUUUGUGUUGACCAGCAUGUCGUGCCAGAUGGGGCAUAUCAGGUCGUGUCUCCUAAGUUGUCAGUCAUGUUAAGUGAUAAUAAAAUUAAAUUCUCUACUGCGGACGUUUAAA
Molecule: messenger RNA, 2577 nt
Organism: Myripristis murdjan (pinecone soldierfish)
Lineage: Eukaryota; Metazoa; Chordata; Actinopteri; Holocentriformes; Holocentridae
Product: lysophosphatidylserine lipase ABHD12-like
Exons: 13
Coding region: 309-1289 (326 amino acids)
Biological process (GO): monoacylglycerol catabolic process; phosphatidylserine catabolic process
Cellular component (GO): endoplasmic reticulum membrane
Molecular function (GO): monoacylglycerol lipase activity; phosphatidylcholine lysophospholipase A1 activity
Source: RefSeq, a predicted model, not a curated record